Loa loa (African eye worm) is the source of this 1633-nucleotide messenger RNA. Its product is annotated as cytosolic Fe-S cluster assembly factor NUBP1. The record is from RefSeq and is a predicted model, not a curated record. NCBI's taxonomy places the organism in Eukaryota, Metazoa, Nematoda, Chromadorea, Rhabditida, Onchocercidae. Gene Ontology annotation, molecular function: ATP-dependent FeS chaperone activity; iron-sulfur cluster binding; ATP hydrolysis activity. Bases 298 to 1125 code for a protein of 275 amino acids. Gene Ontology annotation, cellular component: cytosol. The transcript is spliced from 5 exons. Gene Ontology annotation, biological process: iron-sulfur cluster assembly.
UAAUUAUAUGUCAAAGUGUCAAAGGUGGAAUUUGAUACUGGUUUGUUUUGCAAAGCAUAAGCAGAUGCUGGUUUUUUGACUCUUUUAGUUAUGAUUUCUUUUUGAAAUAAUUUUAGGAAAAGCUUCGUAAAAUUUUCAUUUCAUUCAAGUUGUUCUUUAAUUCGGACUUCCUUUGGGAAUUUAUGUAUAUGGCUUUCUUUCCAUUUGGAAACUGUUCCUAACUACCAAAUAGGUUCUUUUUGUUUAACUUCUGCUUCUUUAAAAGCGUUGCAUAAGCUGUUCGGACUACUAAAAGCGAUGAAUGAUGUCCCUGAAAAUGCGAACAAGGAUUGUCCCGGCUCAACAUCUACGGAUGCAGGGAAGGUGGCUUCAUGUACUGGCUGUCCGAACCAAGCGCUAUGUGCAUCUGAUGAAACAAGAAGAGUAGAUGCGGAUCUUCCGGCAAUUGCAGAUCGUUUGAAGAAUGUUAAACACAAAAUCUUGAUACUUUCUGGAAAAGGUGGUGUUGGGAAAAGUGCUGUGGCGGCUAAUUUGGCUAGAGCUUUGGCACGGAAUGAUAAAAUGCAGGUCGGACUUCUGGAUGUCGAUAUUUGUGGACCAUCGCAAGCACGAAUGCUGGGUGUUGAACAAGAAAGUGUUCAUGAGAGUGGUAAUGGUUGGUGUCCUAUUGUCGUGAAAGAUAAUCUUGUAGUAAUGAGCAUUGCAUUCUUAUUGCAAGACAAAUCUGAAGCAGUGAUUUGGCGAGGAGUGCGUAAAAAUGCUUUGGUGAAGCAGUUUUUAAAGGAUGUGGACUGGGGAAGUUUGGAUUGCUUACUGAUUGAUACACCCCCCGGGACCUCAGAUGAACAUAUCUCAACUGUUCAAUUUCUUCUGCAAGCAGGUUCUGUGGAUGGUGCUAUUGUGGUAACCACACCUCAAGAAAUAUCAUUACUUGAUGUCCGCAAAGAAAUUAAUUUCUGUCGGCGAACAAAAAUUAACGUAUUGGGAGUUGUGGAAAAUAUGUCUUCAUACAUUUGUCCAUGUUGUUCUAAUGUUUUACAACUUUUUUCCACGCACAACUGGUGGUGCGGAAGCAAUGUGCAAAGAAUUAUCUGUUCCUUUACUUGCUUCAUUACCGUUCGAUAGUCGUAUGGCUGGAUGUGUUGAUGCUGGCGAAGAUUACUUCGAGAAAUAUCACUAUUCUAUUCUAGCUAAAGAAUUUAAAAAACUUGCGCAACUUAUCUCCAAAUGAUGGUUUAGUGUAAGGGAAACACUGGAAACGCGUGAACUUUUUAUCGAAGAAGCCGUCACCGGGUAAAAGUCAGUUAGAAUAAUGAUAUAAACGAAGCAAAUUAGAGUUUUGGUUUUAGUUAUGAUAAUUUAUCUUUACAUACAGUUGUUUGUCACAUUCAAUUUACUUUUAAUUCUGGCGGUGUUGUAAAAUGUGGCAUAAAAAUUUUCACUGUUUCUUCAUUCAUUCUUUACACUAAAGCUAAACUGUGUGCAAGCGAAAUGCCUUGUUCAUUAGUUAAAUUAGAUUGGCUUUAUUUGGAUUUCGUGUGUGUACAAGCUCAAACAGAUGCAAGGAGUUUAAAAUAUGAGAAGUUGAUCUGGAUGGUUAGUACCUUCAAAGUAUUUUGGAUUACAAAGUGCA